CAGCAGCUGCACUUGUGCGGAAAAGUAGAGGAGGCGUGACAUUCCACUCCGUGUUUUCACCUGUUCAGCUCCGGUCCUAAAGAUGUCUACCCACGAGAAACUCAUUGGCCAUGUGAUGAAGGAGGAGCCUAUUGGCUGCAGGAACAAGGUGACAGUGGUUGGUGUCGGCAUGGUGGGCAUGGCCUCCGCCAUCAGUGUCCUGCUGAAGGACCUGUGUGAUGAGUUGGCCCUGGUUGACGUCAUGGAGGAGAAGUUGAAGGGUGAGGCCAUGGACCUGCAGCACGGAGCCCUCUUCCUCAAGACGCACAAGAUUGUGGCUGACAAAGAUUACAGCGUGACCGCCAACUCCAAAGUUGUGGUGGUGACCGCUGGUGCCCGCCAGCAGGAGGGCGAGAGCCGUCUUAAUCUGGUGCAGCGCAAUGUUAACAUCUUUAAAUUCAUCAUCCCCAACAUUGUCAAGUACAGCCCCAACUGCAUCCUGUUGGUGGUGUCCAACCCAGUGGACAUCCUGACAUACGUGGCGUGGAAACUGAGCGGUUUCCCUCGUCACCGCGUCAUUGGCUCUGGCACUAACCUGGACAGUGCCCGUUUCCGCCACCUCAUGGGAGAGAAGUUCCACCUCCACCCUUCCAGCUGCCAUGGCUGGAUCAUCGGAGAGCAUGGAGACUCCAGUGUGGCUGUGUGGAGCGGCGUGAACAUCGCCGGCGUUUCUCUCCAGAGCAUCAACCCAAAGAUGGGGGCUGACGACGACAGCGAGCACUGGAAGGAAAUGCACAAGAAGGUGGUUGAUGGAGCUUACGAGGUUAUCAAGCUGAAGGGCUACACUUCCUGGGCCAUCGGUAUGUCUGUGGCUGACCUAGUGGAAAGCAUCUUGAAGAACCUCCACAAAGUGCACCCUGUGUCCACACUGGUUCAGGGCAUGCAUGGAGUGAAGGAUGAGGUCUUCCUGAGCAUCCCCUGCGUACUGGGCAACAGCGGUUUGACAGAUGUCGUUCACAUGACACUGAAGCCCGACGAGGAGAAGCAGCUGGUGAAGAGUGCUGAGACCCUGUGGGGCGUACAGAAGGAGCUUACCCUGUAAAGAGCGCCUCUUUGAAUUCUUCGAGCCACGCAACACUGUGGUUGACACCCUCCUGCAUUACCUCCUGCGUCCCUCACAGCACUGCGCAAAAGAGACAUAAGAAUAUUUUUUAAAAGCCAAGUAUUUGCUAUUAAAGCAUUCAAAGGUAGACGUCACCCUUAGAUGUUCACAUUGGUGUCACUUUCCUUUACAACUUCCCACCUGCUCUCGUCCGUCUGUGACUGAGUUAUUAGUAACUCUUACUCUCAGCCUCUGAGGCUUGGAGAAAAAGCAGAAAAGUAUUCAGUGCCCCGCUCCAUUGCGUAUUGACUUUGUGUUGUCUGUGUAAUGUCUGUUGGGUGUAUGCUACCGUGUAAUGCUGCUGUUGUCUCUGUGCUCCCCGUGUCCACUUCGUAUUAAUUCUGUGGUCAUUGCUAGUUGUUGUAUUGUUUUUCCAACUUGGCAAUCUCUGUUUAUCAUAACAGAGACAUUCCAAAGUCUAAAAGGAGGGCUUCCCUAUCAGCCUAUAGUCGUUUCAGCACUGCCGAAUAUUGUGAACCACAGGGCCCAAAAUCCUGUGCUACUAAAGUACCUUACCCACUCAGUAAAGCAAUGUUACAUCUUACAGCUUUGCACUGAAGCCUUCUUAAGCAAACCUUACCACAAGUGCAUUGUCCUGCAUGAGUGAACAGACAGGAUUACUCACUGUGUCAUCCUAGACAGCCAGCCUAUGAUGUUCUUUGGUGGUAGUUUGUGCACCAAAAUGCUCAAACCUUUUGUAUUCCACUAUCAUUUGUAGCUGGCGAUACGGCUAAUAUAUUUAUGUAAUUCUGUAACAUUAAGAUUUAGCACCUACUAACGAACUGUACCUUUCAUGGCAGCUGGGUAUUUAUUUUUAUUUGCCUGAACACCAAAUAAAUCUGCCAGAACAGUGACGAACCGGCCCUUUGUUCUUGACUGUCUCCCAAUCACAUUAAAGGUUGCUUGUACAGGAAACAACAAUGUAAACUGGUGAUAGAUUAAGAGUUUCUAAUGACUUGGCAGAGGUUUCUUUACCUGCUGAGAACAAAAUAAUUUUUUUUCUGGAUGCUGGAUUCCAACACAAAGUUUUGCGGAUUGAAGCCCGUUUUACUGUGAAACUUGAUUUUGAAAACAUCCCCUUAAGAAUGAAAGGAUCGCUUCAC
Molecule: messenger RNA, 2244 nt
Organism: Menidia menidia (Atlantic silverside)
Lineage: Eukaryota; Metazoa; Chordata; Actinopteri; Atheriniformes; Atherinopsidae
Source: the annotation of a GenBank genome assembly